Molecule: messenger RNA, 1380 nt
Organism: Pygoscelis adeliae (Adelie penguin)
Lineage: Eukaryota; Metazoa; Chordata; Aves; Sphenisciformes; Spheniscidae
Gene: LMAN2L
Product: lectin, mannose-binding 2-like
Exons: 7
Coding region: 1-1137 (378 amino acids)
Biological process (GO): Golgi organization; endoplasmic reticulum to Golgi vesicle-mediated transport; endoplasmic reticulum organization
Cellular component (GO): COPII-coated ER to Golgi transport vesicle; Golgi membrane; endoplasmic reticulum membrane
Molecular function (GO): D-mannose binding
Source: RefSeq, a predicted model, not a curated record
AUGGGACCUGUCUUUGGAAGUAAGGAUAACUUCCUGGGCCUGGGAGUGUUCGUGGACACCUACCCAAACGAGGAGAAGCAGCAGGAGGCUCAGAAGAGGAGGUACAGCCCGGGAAAUCAGCGUGUCUUCCCCUACAUCUCGGCCAUGGUAAACAACGGCUCCCUCACCUAUGACCACGACCGGGACGGGAGACCGACGGAACUGGGGGGCUGCACGGCCAUGGUGCGCAACCUCAACCACGACACCUUCCUGGUGAUCCGCUACGUGAAGAGGAGACUGACGGUGUUGAUUGAUAUCGACGGUAAGCACGAGUGGCGAGACUGCAUCGACGUGCCGGGCGUGCGCUUGCCCCGCGGGUACUACUUUGGGACCUCUUCUGUCACCGGAGACCUGUCAGGUACUGCCCCGGGGUCCCCAGCCUUGUCUCCCGAGCAGCUCUGGCAGCUCCUGCGCAGCUUUGGGUGUCUGGAGGUGCAGCUCGGUACCCGGUGGGGCUUAACAGAAGCACGUGAGGACCUUUCCAUGCUUUACACACUCUUGAGCUGUGAGCGGGAGCCUUGGGGGUUUUUUUUUAAUCUUGCAGCAACUCCUGAGGAGCCAAAAGCCCGGUCUGGGCACGUUGCUCCCCCGAGUGCUUUGUCUAGGCAGCAAUUCCCACUUUUCCUUGAGCUCAGGGCCACGGCCUGGGCAGCAGUCCUCGCCCUCGGAGAAGUGCUGCCCUCCCGGAGGACCCUGGCCCGCCGGGCUAAGCCUAUCCGCCCCGCUUUGGUCGUGCCACGACCAAAACGGGGUGUGCUGGUCCACUGGAAAGCUCGCGGAGGUUUGAACCUCGACGGUGUCAUCUCCCCCUCCAGAAAUCCCACCGCAGACGCGUCCACGAGCCCCUUGCGUGCCCCGAGGUCUCACGGCUUACAUGCAGGCAAAUCUCAGCCGGGUUUCGGGGCGCUGAGCUCUCUGGGGGCUCACGGGCUGUUGUUCUUCCUCUGCCACACAGUGGAGGCACCGCUGGAGCCCAUGAGCGGCCUGGCUCUCUUCUUAAUCGUCUUCUUCUCCCUCGUUGCCAUCGUUUUCGCCAUCGUCAUUGGAGUCAUCGUCUACAACAAGUGGCAGGAGCAGAGCCGGAAACACUUCUAUUGACUUGGGAACCCCCGCCCCGGGAUGGCCCGUUGCUAGUCCUUGCUAGCCACGUCCCGACUCCCACCCGUCCCAGACUGGCCAGAGCGUGAUGGACCGACCCUCACGACAGGGAGCCUCGUGUGUGUGUGUGUGUGUCCCCCAAAAAACCCCGGUGGGGAUGGCUGCUGUUUCUUAUCGGGGCUCUAGAACUCCCACGCCGCUCCCGGUGGGAGCGGGGGAUCCCCAGUGCGAUGGACUGGGAGC